Molecule: messenger RNA, 267 nt
Organism: Molossus molossus (Pallas's mastiff bat)
Lineage: Eukaryota; Metazoa; Chordata; Mammalia; Chiroptera; Molossidae
Product: 60S ribosomal protein L37a-like
Biological process (GO): translation
Cellular component (GO): ribosome
Molecular function (GO): structural constituent of ribosome
Source: RefSeq, a predicted model, not a curated record
AUGGCUAAACGCAUCAAGAAGGUUGGAAUCAUUGGUAAAUACGGAACCCGUUAUGGUGCCUCCCUCAGGAAAAUGGUGAAGGAAAUUGAAAUCAGCCAGCAUGCCAAGUACACUUGGUCCUUCGGUAGCAAAACCAAGAUGAAGAGAUAGGCUGUAGGGGAUUCCUGCAUGAAGAUAGUCGCUGGUGGUGCCUGGACCUACAAUACCACUUCUGCUGUCACAGUCAAGUCUGCCAUCAGAAGACUGAAGGAAUUGAAAGACCAGUAG